This is a messenger RNA of Tripterygium wilfordii, 590 nucleotides long. RefSeq names its product 40S ribosomal protein S28-like. Gene Ontology annotation, cellular component: cytosolic small ribosomal subunit; ribosome. Gene Ontology annotation, molecular function: structural constituent of ribosome. Gene Ontology annotation, biological process: maturation of SSU-rRNA; translation; ribosomal small subunit assembly. The transcript is spliced from 2 exons. Lineage: Eukaryota; Viridiplantae; Streptophyta; Magnoliopsida; Celastrales; Celastraceae. Bases 107 to 310 code for a protein of 67 amino acids. The record is from RefSeq and is a predicted model, not a curated record.
UCACACGACUGCGAAGAAGAAGCGGCUGCCUCUCUCUCUGUACUGCUGCUGCUAUCUCCCAGCCUCUCAGGUGAUCCCUCGAUGUUUUUCUCAAAAAUUAUGAGCGAUGAAUAUGGAAUCGCAAAUCAAGCAUGCUUUGGUGGUCAAGGUUAUGGGCCGAACAGGUUCAAGGGGGCAGGUCACCCAGGUGAGAGUUAAGUUUCUGGAUGAUCAGAAUCGGUUUAUCAUGAGGAAUGUGAAGGGACCAGUCAGAGAAGGUGAUAUCCUCACUCUGCUGGAGUCUGAGAGGGAAGCUAGAAGACUCCGAUGAUGGAUCCCCCUUUCUCACUCUCAUCUACUGGUUAUCAGUUGCAAGUGUUGUGUUAUUUACCAGUUUUGCAGAUGUCACUCUCUAGUAGUUUUAGUUUUUCUGGGAUAAGACACUUAUUUCUUAAUAACUGGUUCCAUCUUAUGGAUUUUUCAUUUUAAUAGUGUUUCAGGAAUACACAAGUUUGCAUUCUUAUUCGGAUUGCUGUAUCCUUUGAGGUGCAAUUGUUGGUUAAAGGUUUUAUAUUUCAUGAAAAUUUAGAAUCACACCUUUCAUGGCCGUA